Messenger RNA from Aspergillus neoniger CBS 115656, 493 nucleotides. RefSeq lists its product as uncharacterized. The transcript is spliced from 2 exons. The record is from RefSeq and is a predicted model, not a curated record. The coding region runs from base 117 to 359 and encodes 80 amino acids. Lineage: Eukaryota; Fungi; Ascomycota; Eurotiomycetes; Eurotiales; Aspergillaceae.
AAACAAUACAACUUAUAUCUUCUCCCAAUCUUUUCACCAGCUCCUAUCCUGCCUCCACCCUCGCAAACCCUAUACCUCCUAAUUCAUCCCACCAUCCUCGAAGAAAAGCACUCAAAAUGAAACUCCUCACCUACCUCCUCCUCACCAUCUAUGCCACGACCGCCCUAUCCACCGAUAUCAGUGCCGAAGAAGAGUGCGGCUCCCUCGGAGUAAUGAAAAUCGACCCAGCCGAUCUCCCAGAAGGCGUCACCCCCGCGGAUGUGCGCAAGUGCGCAGAUCAUCCGCUGGGCCAUCUGUCGCACCCCGAUGCUGCUGCAGGUAGUGUGUUGCAGCGGCAAAGGGUUGGUCAGAUUCCAUGAAUGAUUUGGAGGUAUGAUGUCGUGUUAUGGACGAAGGAAUGAUUUGAACUGCAGCUCUGCAUCUGUGAGAGCUUGGGCGGGUGACAGCCAUCUAAGGAAAGAAACUUGUAAUGCAGGACUGUCCAGUCCACCAG